Molecule: messenger RNA, 2082 nt
Organism: Mercurialis annua (annual mercury)
Lineage: Eukaryota; Viridiplantae; Streptophyta; Magnoliopsida; Malpighiales; Euphorbiaceae
Product: fumarate hydratase 1, mitochondrial
Exons: 17
Coding region: 262-1749 (495 amino acids)
Biological process (GO): tricarboxylic acid cycle; malate metabolic process; fumarate metabolic process
Cellular component (GO): mitochondrion; tricarboxylic acid cycle heteromeric enzyme complex
Molecular function (GO): fumarate hydratase activity
Source: RefSeq, a predicted model, not a curated record
AUUUUUUAUUUUAGGCAAAGGAAGAAUAUAUUAAAAAAAUUAAUUAAUGAUAAUAAAAUUGGGUUACAGGCCCAAUCAGCUGAAUACAAGUGUUAUACCAAAAAACACCUCGACUGUCGCAACCUGCAAAUCUCUCGUCAUUUCGGCUCAACUUCCUUCCGGUUCGAAUCAUUUCCAUUUCCUUAUUUGUUUUGUUUUACGAUUUUUCUCUGUGUGAGUGUUCGUAGUCAUCAGACGGUACCGUUUUAUCAUACAGAAUCAAUGGCGAUGGGAGCUAUAGCUCGGCGGCUGGCGCUGGAGUCGACGACGUUUCGUGUGCCGGAGUCAUUGAUUUAUCCUACCUCUAGAUAUUACUCUACUGCUUUCAGAGAAGAACGAGAUACAUUUGGACCGAUUCAAGUACCUAAUGACAAGUUAUGGGGUGCGCAAACUCAAAGAUCACUGCAAAAUUUUGAAAUCGGAGGAGAGCGAGAGCAGAUGCCGGAGCCGAUCGUUCGUGCUUUUGGCAUUCUUAAGAAAUGUGCUGCUAAGGUUAACAUGGAGUAUGGUCUUGAUCCAUCUAUAGGGAAGGCUAUAAUGCAAGCUGCUCAAGAGGUGGCUGAAGGAAAACUAAAUGAUCAUUUUCCGCUUGUUGUUUGGCAGACUGGUAGUGGCACUCAGAGUAACAUGAACGCCAAUGAGGUUAUUGCCAAUAGAGCAGCUGAGAUUCUAGGUCAUAAGCGUGGUGAUAAGUAUGUGCACCCAAAUGAUCAUGUGAACAGAUCACAAUCUUCUAAUGACACCUUUCCAACUGUUAUGCAUAUUGCAGCUGCCACAGAAAUUAAUAAAAGAUUGAUACCAAGUUUAAGAAACUUACAUACGACAUUGAAUGCCAAGUCUAUUGAGUUCAAAGAUAUUGUCAAAAUUGGGCGCACACAUACCCAAGACGCAACACCUUUAACACUUGGACAAGAGUUUAGUGGCUACACAACACAGGUGAAGUAUGGAAUUGAUAGAAUCACAUGUACUCUACCGCGCAUGUAUCAGCUUGCACAAGGCGGAACUGCUGUUGGAACUGGAUUGAACACAAAGAAGGGGUUUGAUGUCAAAAUAGCUGCAGCAGUGGCUGAGGAAACAAACUUACCAUUUGUCACAGCAGAAAACAAGUUUGAAGCUUUGGCUGCACAUGAUUCUUUUGUUGAAACUAGUGGAUCCCUUAAUACAAUUGCUACCUCUCUGAUGAAGAUUGGGAAUGAUAUACGCUUACUAGGAAGUGGUCCACGAUGCGGCCUUGGUGAACUCAUACUUCCUGAAAAUGAGCCGGGUAGCAGUAUUAUGCCCGGAAAAGUUAAUCCUACUCAGUGUGAGGCACUCACCAUGGUCUGUGCUCAGGUUAUGGGAAAUCAUGUAGCCAUUACAGUGGGUGGAUCAAAUGGUCAUUUUGAACUAAAUGUAUUCAAGCCUAUGAUUGCUAGCAAUCUUCUACAUUCAGUAAGAUUGCUUGGGGAUGCAUCUGCUUCCUUUGAGAAGAACUGCUUGAGGGGACUUCAAGCUAACAGGGAAAGAAUUUCAAAAUUACUUUAUGAGUCUCUUAUGCUUGUCACAUCCUUGAAUCCUAAAAUUGGUUAUGACAAUGCUGCAGCAGUUGCCAAGCUUGCCCACAAGGAAGGAAGUACUUUAAAGGAAGCUGCACUGAAACUUGGAGUGCUCACCGGUGAAGAAUUCGACAGCCUUGUGGUGCCUGAAAAGAUGAUUGGCCCAUCUGACUGAUUAACCUACAACAAGUUUCAUGCUUCUGAACAUUAUUAUUUUGUCGAUAUUUCGGCAUCUCAUUCCGAGGUUAUUAUUGUAGAUUUAUAAACAAAUCAGUUAUAGGAAUAAUGAUAAAUGGAGAACCUUUUUUUUCCUCUCUGAUAAAUUGUAACAUCGCGUUCUUGGAGGUUUUGCCCCAGCUAGCUCCUCUCAUUUUUCAGGACUGUAAUUACUGUUAACGGGGUUUAUAAUGGAAGGCCUCCUCCAUUUGCAUAAAGGUUCUUCCUAUGUAGUUGAGAAAUUACUUUGCGGCAAUGAAUAAUAAUGUUAUUCUUUUGGAUUAUAGAAUUA